Molecule: messenger RNA, 2338 nt
Organism: Lonchura striata (white-rumped munia)
Lineage: Eukaryota; Metazoa; Chordata; Aves; Passeriformes; Estrildidae
Gene: CERS4
Product: ceramide synthase 4
Biological process (GO): regulation of DNA-templated transcription; ceramide biosynthetic process
Cellular component (GO): membrane
Molecular function (GO): sphingosine N-acyltransferase activity; DNA-binding transcription factor activity, RNA polymerase II-specific; DNA binding
Source: RefSeq, a predicted model, not a curated record
CGCUCAGCCCGCGGCCAGCACGGGAGCGCCGCUUUUACCCCGUGGCAUGAAAAACGAUGGAAUUGGGGGAAGAUUUUCUUGCUGGCAAUGAAAACUGUUCCCAGAGAAAAGGACGGCAAAGCUGGUCAAGAGGCUGAGGUUCCUUUUGUAGAGGCCUGUAAGGAUUUGAUGAUAUGAAUCCAGAUAUUUCCAGGAUGGCUCGCUCUCUGUAUGAGUGGCUGUGGCAGCACGAGUUCUGGCUGCCCCCAGGAAUCACCUGGGAGGACAUGCAAGAAUCUGAAGACACUCAUUACCCUCAACCUCGUGAUCUCCUGCUCAGUAUCCCUUUUGCUUUAAUCUUGGUAGUAAUUCGAUGUGCCUUUGAAAGAGCCAUAGCCCUGCCCCUCAGUACCAAAUUGGGUGUGAGAGACAAGCAGAGACCAAAAGCUCAGCCCAACCCUGUGCUGGAAAUAUUCUAUGGUACACGCCACAAGAACCCUAAAGAGGGUGAUCUGCUCAGUUUAGCUAAGCAAUGUGACCUGCCAGUGCGGAAGGUGGAGAAGUGGUUCCGGCACCGGAGGAACAUGGACCGGCCCAGUCUGUCCAAGAAGUUCAGCGAGGCCUGCUGGAGAUUUACAUUUUACAUCAUUUCUUUCUUCACUGGACUCGCUGUCCUGUACGAUAAGCCUUGGCUUUGGGACCACAGAGAGUGCUGGACAGGAUAUCCACAACAGCCUCUCCAGCCCUCCCUGUUCUGGUACUACAUGCUGGAGCUCUCCUUCUACUGGUCACUGGUCUUCACCUUGCCUUUUGAUGUGAAGAGGAAGGAUUUCAAGGAGCAGAUAGUCCAUCAUGCUGCAACCAUCUUCCUGAUCAGUUUUUCAUACUGUGCCAACUACAUCCGCAUUGGGACACUGGUGAUGGUGAUUCAUGAUGCUUCUGAUUGCUUCCUAGAGCCAACUAAGAUAUUCAAUUACAUGAAGUGGAAAAAAACUUGUGACAGCCUCUUUAUGAUCUUCUCAGCUGUUUUCCUGAUCAGCCGCCUCGUCAUUUACCCCUACACAGUGCUUUAUAACACCUAUUAUUACUCCAUGGAGAUAUUCCAACCCUUCUUUGGAUAUUACUUUGUGAAUGUUCUCCUGAUGAUUCUGCAGCUGCUCCAUGUCUUCUGGUCCUGCCUAAUUAUUCACAUGGUCUACAAGUUCAUCCUCCAGGGCACGAUGGAAAAGGACAUGAGAAGUGACACAGAAGAAAGUGACAAGGAUGAAGAAAGAGAUAAAAUUAAAGGAAAGGAGAAAAAUGGGAUCACAUGUUUCAGCAACAUCACAAGCAAUGGUUACAUCCAGAGGAAUGGAUCUGAGCCCCUGGACAACAGAGCCCACCGUGCCAAUGGCCAUGCCAAGGAAAGAUAGCUGCUGUCCUGUGCUGCUGGCCUGGCCUCCAGCGACCCCAGGCCACCAUCUGUAGAAACAGUUUUGCUCACUGUGUAGAUUAACUGGAGUGCAAUUGCAGUAUUGUAGCUGAAUUCCUGCUUCUCAUGAACUGAAGUGUUUAUAGUCAGUGAAUAUUUGAAGGAAGUUUUUUGUCUUCCUUCAGUAAAAGCUUACUAUAGGUUGUAGCCUCAAAACAGAUAGCAAGGGAUCAAAGUGGUUUGACUUGUAUUAAGACUGUACCAUAAUUGUUGUCAAUUGCAUUAAUCUUGAAAAAUACUUUAAAAAUAAGAAGGUAGAUAAACUCCAGCAGUGUCAAGUUUUACCCACCUAAUGUUUGAUAGGAAUCUGUUUAGCCUGGAUAAGUCUCUGGAGGCCCUGCCUAUUGCCAGUAAUUAUUAUGGCUGACAAGUGACAAACCUUACCACUGGGAUAUCUCGUCUGAGAAAACAGGUGCCCUGUAUACACUUACAGAAUUAAAACUGAGCAUAGUGAAAUGAAAGCUUUUGGAAAGGCAUAAGAUAAAACAUACUCUUCUCAAAGGAAGUACUCUUUGUGCCAGUGACACAUUAUUAGUUUUGUAAUGGUAUGGAUCUCAGUCCCUACUUACUGCCCCUGAGGAGGGAACUCCAAAGCCCAGGCUGGAGGAGUACCCACACAAAUCACAUUGGAAGAGCUGGAAAAUCCAGACAGCUGUUUUUCAGACACUUAGGAGUUGGACUUGGUGAUCCUUGUGGGUCCCUUCCAACACAUAAUAUUCUGUAAUUCUGUGAUAAUUGGUAGUUGGAAGCACGUGUUCUGUACGCUGUGAUCUGAGCGUAUGGUCCCAUCUCUCUGUAGGUGCUGUGCUCAGGAGGGAUAUUGAAAUGAUACAUCAUUUUGUACUACUGAAUGUAAAUGUUCUUUAUAAAUUACUUUUAAAGGUUUGA